AUGAAGCUGGCGAGACACAGACCUCUCAUUUCUUCCUUUCUUGGCCGUAAAACUAUUCCUUUGUUUAUUUGGAAACAGAGUUUCUAUGAAUCGAAGCAACUACUUGAGAAGACAGACCCAAAUUUCGGAUGGGUUUCACAGCUCUGCAAUCUUGGAGCAGAGGAGCUUUUACUUCUGUUCAUCUACUUCGUCCAGGUAGCUGGCUCGAGCACUAAGCUUUAUGAUGCUCCAACAGUCCAAACGCUCAAGUUCUACACUGGUGUUAAGUUUGAUGUAAGAGCCUCUUCAAGUCGUAAAUCACUGAAGAAACUCAGAAGAGAGUCUCGACAAGGUAAAGACAUAAACAGGAGAAGUGUUUCAGAAACAGAAGAAGAAGAAGAAGCUGCUCAACUUUCGUAUCCAAGAUUUGAAGAAACUCAAGUUGAUACUUCAACUUCAAAGAACUCCAUUGAUGAUGAUGAUGUUGUUGCUGCUGCUCCUCGAGACAAAGUGCUUCAAGCUUGCACUGUAACUUCCGGUUUAAUGGCUGCAUUAGCCCUGAUCAUCAGAACGGCGUCUCAUGUUGCUUCAACUCAAGGCUUGCCUGUCCCUGACUGCUCUACAGAUAUACCAUUUGGGUUUGAAACUUGGCACUUGGGGUUGAUUGGUGGAAUCGUUGUGCUUAUAUCGUCAAGCAGGUUCUUGCUACUAAAAGCUUGGCCAGAUUUUGCUGAUUCAAGUGAAGCAGCAAACCGACAGAUUCUUACUUCGAUUGAACCUCUAGAUUACCUUGUUGUUGCGAUUUUGCCUGGAAUCAGUGAGGAGAUGCUCUUUAGAGGUGCAUUGAUGCCUUUGGUUGGAACCAAUUGGACCGGUAUUGUAGCGGUUGGACUCAUCUUCGGUUUACUCCAUCUCGGGAGCGGAAGAAAGUACUCUUUUGCUGUUUGGGCGUCGAUUGUCGGUAUAGUGUAUGGUUAUGCAGCGGUUUUGUCGUCGAGUCUUGUUGUUCCGAUGGCUUCUCAUGCGCUCAACAAUUUGGUCGGAGGUUUGCUGUGGCGCCACACUUCCAAGCUCAAGUCUGUGGAGUGA
Messenger RNA from Microthlaspi erraticum, 1068 nucleotides. The record is from the annotation of a GenBank genome assembly. Lineage: Eukaryota; Viridiplantae; Streptophyta; Magnoliopsida; Brassicales; Brassicaceae.